CGGGAGCUGGCGCGCGUCCGCCGCGCAUGCGCACACACGCUUGUAAGAAGGCCGGGAGUUCGAGGUGGACGAUGGCGGAGCUGGGUGAGGCGGACGAAGCGGAGUUGCAGCGCCUGGUGGCAGCCGAACAGCAGAAAGCGCAGUUCACGGCACAGGUGCAUCACUUCAUGGAGCUAUGCUGGGAUAAAUGUGUGGAGAAGCCAGGGAAUCGCCUAGACUCUCGCACUGAAAACUGCCUCUCUAGCUGUGUGGACCGCUUCAUUGACACUACUCUUGCUAUCACCAGUCGCUUUGCCCAGAUUGUACAGAAAGGAGGACAAUAAGCCAUCCCUUGGGAGAAUGACAGAAGAAACAAAGGACUUGUUAGAGCAGAUUGAUGGGCCACUGGGGGAAGGUCGGCAGCCCAUUGUCAGGUGAACUUGAGGCUGUUACCAAGCCUGUUGGUGCUAAAAAGUCACAGAUCAAAUGUUCAAAAAGUGAAAUUUAUUUAUUUGGAAUUCAGAAAUUCCAUGUUGUAUCACAACAGUUGCUCAAUAAAUGUGAAUUCUCCAA
Molecule: messenger RNA, 552 nt
Organism: Felis catus (domestic cat)
Lineage: Eukaryota; Metazoa; Chordata; Mammalia; Carnivora; Felidae
Gene: TIMM8B
Product: translocase of inner mitochondrial membrane 8 homolog B
Exons: 2
Coding region: 27-323 (98 amino acids)
Source: RefSeq, a predicted model, not a curated record